This is a messenger RNA of Pelagomonas calceolata, 720 nucleotides long. Lineage: Eukaryota; Pelagophyceae; Pelagomonadales; Pelagomonadaceae. The record is from the annotation of a GenBank genome assembly.
AUGGAUAAAAUUUUUGGAAUCGCGCAACCCGGCGUUGACCCCUCGCAGCUCUCCCCUUGCCGUCGCGUCGCCGCCUCCCAGCAAACACUCGGGGCGACGGCGUGUGAGGGGGCCACAACACGGGCGGCUAUAUAAAACUUUCACAAUUUACGGGGACGCGUGCCGGCCGCAGGAGUCGUAGCCGGCGACACGCAAGGCUCACUUCUUCUUCUUGCCGCUCACGUUGAGACCUUCUGAAAGCAGCGCGGACAGGUCCUCCUUCUUCUCCUUCUUCUUCUUCUUGCCCGGGCCGUCGACCGUUCCCGGUUUUGGGGCUCCUUUUUUAUCUUUGACCUCGCCGGCCGCUUUCGCGGCCUGCUUCUUGGCCUGCUUCUCGAGCAUGGCCGCCUUGUCCCUUUCAUUACGCUGCUGGGGCGUGAGGCCGUCGUCCUUCCCGCCGCCGGCGUGCUUCGCGGCCCUGGCUUGGGCUCUUGCUCGGUCUAUUUCUCGCUGGUUGCCGCGCGUCAUUGUUGCACUCAACCGAUGCCGCGGUUAUGUCAAGUGUCGCGACGACGGCGUGCUGCGGGCUGAAACUGCUUGGCGAUUGCUAACUCCGUGCAGAGGACCUCCGGAGGCUUCGCUGUUGGUAUACGAGUCGCUGGCAGCACCCAGCAACAACACCUGCGGUUUAUUUUGUAUCUGCUAUCGCUGAGGCUCGCGUAAAGCGGUACCAAAAAGUCG